Molecule: messenger RNA, 3114 nt
Organism: Iphiclides podalirius (scarce swallowtail)
Lineage: Eukaryota; Metazoa; Arthropoda; Insecta; Lepidoptera; Papilionidae
Source: the annotation of a GenBank genome assembly
AUGCCGAAACUAUUGAGUUUAAAGAAGAAUAACAAAGAGGCUUCUAAUAAUCAGAGAGCUAUAACACAUUUUUUUAAAAAUUCUGAUAUUAAUGUGUCAGUUGUUGAUUGUGAAGAGGCAAGUAACCUGAAGACUUAUAAAUCACCUGAAAUUUCCCCAUCAAAAUCAGGCACAACAAUAAAAUCGAAAGAGCUAUGUGAAAAUGAUGUCAAUGAUUUAUUUGCUUAUGAGUGGGAUAUUGACAAUGUUCCAGAGGAAUUGUCAGAUAACCUUGACUUGACCACUAUGCAACGAUGGCGAUUUCACGUAAACAGCACAUCGGGGCUUAUAGUGUUUAGACCUGAUUAUUUGCUCUCAUCCACAAGCGUUGUUGCUGGAGUGUUCUGCCAAAGAAAGGCUGUUUUACAAGAGCGCUGGCGAGGCAUCGAUUCUGCCAACAUUGCGAUGACAGUUGGUAUUCUGAUACACGAAUUGGUACAAAAGGCGCUCACUGAGCGCAUCCUGAGUAUUGAGCUCUUGCGGUCAGAAACUGAUAAAAUCAUUAAGGAAUCUACGCAGAUGUUGUUUGAUGCCGGCCUUAGUGAAGAUGAAGCCCGCUCGAACAUGGAAAUGUAUAUAAUACCGCUUAGCGAAUUUAUGAAUAAGUACGUAGCUGAUAAGCCAAUUCAAAACAUGCAAACUGCUCAAAAUAACUGGCCUGGACGUAUAGAAAACGUUUUGGAUAUAGAGGAGAACCUGUGCUGUCCAAAAUUGGGUUUAAAGGGGAAAAUAGACGCCACAUUGGAAGUCACCAUUCAUGAACGACAAGGCAAGCAACGCUCAAUAGUUCCGCUCGAGAUAAAAAGCGGCAGAGCGUCGGGAUCCGUGGAGCACAGGGGGCAACUUGUGCUCUACGGGAUGAUGCUGAGCGUGCUGAGGGAUGAGGACCCCACUACGGCGCUGCAGCGGGGGUUGCUGCUCUAUUUGAAAGAACGUGUGGAGAUCCGGGAAGUGAGCUGUGGUUAUCCCGAGCGUAGGGACCUCGUAAUGCUGAGAAACCAGCUGGUGCAGUAUUUGACUACGAAGUCCGGCAGAAUGGACGAUGACAGUGACAUCGCGGAGGACAAGUUUCAAAGGCUACCAGAGCCGGUGCACAGAGAGACUGCAUGUGCCAAGUGCCCCUAUCUAACUGUCUGCUCUUUGCAUCUUUGGCAUACCGAGGGCCCGGUGGUGUCAAAGUCUCACCCGCUGUCGAAACUUCGCGAAGAGGCGCUGGGGCACUUGUCUCCGCAGCACAUUGAGUACUUCCUGCAGUGGACUCGACUUCUGAAGCUGGAAGAGAAGGUGCAAUCGGCCUCCGCGCCGCUUCACGCCUUGUGGACGGACAGCGUUGAGGAGAGAGUUAAGCGCGGUACGUGUACGGGGAACCUUAGAUUGCGAUCGGUUCAAUGUUCGGGCCACAGAUACCUGCAUGUCUUUCAACGCGAUCGUAACCCACUAGGAGAGCCCGCCGCGCGAGGCAGCAAAUCGAGCGGACCCCAAGAGGGCGAUUUCUCAAUAGUCAGCAUACACAAUCGCCCUUGGUUGGCAGCCGGCGUGGUGGUGAUGGCGAGCCACGGCGAAAUUAAAAUACUUCUAGAAAGGGACCUAAGCCUCCGUCAAAGCGGUGAUACUGCGUUCCAAAUAGACGCGUACGAGUCUUAUGCUAGCACAGUACAGAAUCUCACCAAUUUGGGCGUCCUGAUAGAAGACAGCGAACGCGCGAAACGGUUAAGAAGCAUAAUAAUAGACAGGGCGAGGCCGUCUUUCGUGGAGAAACUGCCCCGCGAAAUGCACCGUCUGGGGGCGAAGUUGAUGCGCAAACUGAACAUAGAGCAACAGCGCGCCGUUUUCAAGGCGAUCUCCGCAAAGGAUUAUGCCCUGCUCCAAGGACUCCCCGGAACCGGUAAAACUCAAACUGUGAGCGUUCUCAUACAAAUGCUGGUCGCGUUGAAGCAACGCGUCCUUGUUACUGCGCAUACCCACUCCGCCGUCGACACAGUCCUUUGCAGACUUCCAGAGUCGAUUAAGAUAAUGCGGCUGGGCACGUCCACUCGCGUGGCGCCGAGCCUGCUCAACAUUUGCGAAGAAAGGCUUACGUCUACCUGUCACAGUUCGGAGCAACUUUCACAGCUGUACGAGUCGAUGGAGGUCGUGGGUGUGACGUGUUUGGGAGCGGCGCAUGCGAUGCUGGCGCGCACUAGCUUCGACGUUUGCAUAGUGGACGAGGCGACACAGGUUUUACAAUGCACAGUGCUUCGACCAUUAUUUGCGGCGAAACGAUUCAUUCUUGUCGGUGAUCCGGAGCAACUGCCUCCUGUGGUGCGGAGACAUGCUGCAAGGCAAUUGGGGAUGGAAGAGAGCUUGUUCCAUAGACUGAUGACGGAAGCAGCCACAACCACACUGCAAUUGCAGUAUCGUAUGAACCAGGCGUUGGCGGACCUUGCCAACCGCAUUGCUUACAGUGAUCGAUUGAAGUGCGCAAAUCCAUCGGUGGCAAACGCUUGCUUAAACAUAGAUGUUGCGAAAAUUUCACCACUGUAUUCAUCAGAAUCACCUUGGCUUUUAACCGCCUGUAGCACUGAGCCUAAAUAUGCUGCCGUCUUCAUUAACCUAGAGUCUGUCACUUCAGAGGCAGAGAGUAACAUUCGAAGUAAAACCAUCUCGAAUUGGGAAGAAGCUUGCAUCGUACUAGCACUUGUUGAGGCAAUGAAAGAGGGAGGUGUGAAAAAUUCUGAUAUUGGAGUAAUUGCGCCAUACCGCGAUCAAGUGGCACUGUUACGUCGAACCUUGGCUCAUUUACAAGUGGAGGCCAGUACUGUGGAUCAAUUUCAAGGAAGGGAUAAAUCUGCUAUCAUAUACUCCUGCACUAAAAGAGAUGACGGUCAGAAAAAUAAAAUGGUGAAGGAAGAAGAAAUUUUAAAUGAUCAGCGCCGACUUGCCGUGAGCGUCACGCGUGUAAGAAAGAAAGUGGUCGAGAAGGAUGUUGAAGUGGGUCCAGCUCUGAUGUGUGCAUUCUACACCAUGGGUGCGCUGGACAGAUUGACAGUGGUACAGGUGGAGCUACUCUCCACGUCAUCUGCCACCGUAGUUGAG